Molecule: messenger RNA, 3399 nt
Organism: Podarcis muralis (Common wall lizard)
Lineage: Eukaryota; Metazoa; Chordata; Lepidosauria; Squamata; Lacertidae
Product: glucose-dependent insulinotropic receptor-like
Biological process (GO): G protein-coupled receptor signaling pathway
Cellular component (GO): membrane
Molecular function (GO): G protein-coupled receptor activity
Source: RefSeq, a predicted model, not a curated record
GAAGUACCACUGUAUUAAUCCAGCUAGUUCAGCAUUUUUUCUACACUGACUGGCAACAGUUUUCAAGGAGAGGGCUCUCUUAGCCAUACAUGGAGUUGCCAGGGAUUGAAUUUAGAACUUGUUGCAGGCAAUGCAGGUGAUAUACCUCCAAGCCUUCCCUGCUCUGAAAGACAGCUAGAGGAUGCGGAACAAUUGAUUUUUAAAAAGAGUUUAGUCAAGUUAACAGUGUGAUCCUAUUCUUGUCUUAUUAGAGAUUUGAGUUCAAUGGGACUUAAUAAUCCAAGUAAGGAAAUACACCAAGACUGCAUUCCUAAAUAAAAUGUAGGAAGUACUAAGCCCCCAUUUUACUUUUGGAUUAACAAAGUCAACCAGUAUUGGAAAGCGUGGAUUCUGGUGAGCUUUUACCAGUUCACAUCCUAGCCUUGUAUUUACAUCCAAUAUCCACUAAACUGGAAACAAUGACCUUUUUCUGGCCGUAGUAACUGAAGUAUGUUUUCUACCCGAGAUCAAAUAAUUUGACUCCAUUGACAUUAAUAGCAUAAACACGCAGGAAUAUUUCCCUGCAUGCAUACGGAGCAUGCUUUUUAAACUGCACGAGCUCCUUUUAGCUGCUUAAUGGGGGGGGGGGCUCACAAUGUUUCUCCACUCUAUUUGUCAAACGCCUUCCUUAUCUUUCUGCGUCAAAGACAGUUUCAGGAACUGAUUGAACAAGGCUGCACUGCCCGCCCCAGGUGUUUUCCCCCUCCUCCUCAAGCCAAUGAGUUCACUGUGCCCGAAGCCUUCAUGCAUCUUCAGACACACCUCUGCCAGGUGAAAAAGGAAAACCUAUAUUCACACAGGGAAAAGAACUCGGAAGCUACAGUGAUGCUGGCAAUCUCUCUCAAUGGCAAACAUUUCCCAGCGGUUUGAAAAGAACCAUCUGACCGGAAGAGCCGAGCCAAUGGAGUCUAGACACUGGAUCAUCACUUCUUACUGCUGUUACUUCUACCAGUUUCUCAAUGGUAGUAUGUUUCCUCCUAGCCUGAUGUCGCCUCUUGUGGAUUGAUUGUAAGUUGCGUAUGCAACGCAUAUGUUAAACCCAGUAGUUUCCACUGCUGCUUCCCAAAGAAGAUGCCGGAUACCUUGUGUACAGUGCUACAUGCCUUCUUAAGCGUCUUCAUCCCAUCAUCCAACCUCUUGGUGAUCAUAGUCAUCUGUCAGCUGAGAAAGAAGAAACCAAGCAGAAACUAUGUCUUCAUCCUUAACUUGGCAGCUGCUGAUCUGCUGGUUGGUGUGAUGUGCAUUGGGGAAGCUUUGGAUGAUGCGACAGAUGCACUAUUUGACCGAAAUCUGUAUAUUUGUCUCUUGCGGAUCUGCAUGAGCAUCACUCCUUGCAUUGGGUCCAUUCUCACCUUGCUUUUGGUUUCUCUGGACAGGUACUUGGCAGUGAAGCUGCCUCUUCAUUACCCUACACUGAUGAGCAAGAAACCUAUAGUCUUCUCUCUUGUUGUCCUGUGGACGGUUUCCUUCUUGGUGGGACACAUGCCACUUAUUUUCUCACAACUUCAACAGAGUGAACUCUCGGGUAGCUGUGGGGUCCUGGCAGCAGCCAAGAGUGACUACCUGUACAUAAUCUGCUUUGGCAUCUAUAUCCCUGCCUUGCUGACCUUGGUCUGUUUACAUAUCUCGGUGGGGAGGAUUGCUUAUCUUCACCAGAAGCAGAUCCAACGUGUCUGCUUGCACCCAGAUACCCCUACUGCUCCUCUCCGCCAUUUCAAAGCUCUGAGGACAGUCCUCAUUGUGAUUAUCUGUUUUGUCCUCUUCUGGAGCCCUUAUUAUGUAGCUGCCAUUGUGAAAGCUACUUGUACCUCCUGCAUCCUGAGCUCACAGCUGAAGGAUUUGUUAUACAUUUUAGGAGAAGCCAAUUCUCUGAUAAAUCCUUUUAUCUAUUCGCUAUACAGCAAGGAUAUAAGAACCCAGUUGGUCAAAAUGAUGAAGUGUAAGGGAAAGGGACAAAUAAAACCCCACAGGUCUAACAGGUUGGCAGUGACCCAUUUCAACAUCAUAAACCAAAGUGACUUACCCUGCGGAGGAAAUUCAUCUGGGGAUCAACCCCCUAAAUCUCCUCCCUUCAACAGUUUCAGAGGAGUACUCACCAUUUCUUGAUUCAAGGCGGAAGAGAGGAAACCCACCAUAAAGCAGGUGGAAAGCUUAUUGUGCACUGAUCAUCAGUAAAAAAAGGUAAUGCAGAAAAAGUCCAAAUGCGCAACCAAGUUUUCUGAACUAAGGUUUGGGCUUCCUAUUCUAUCUAUUCCACUACUGGGCAGUUAACCAUAAUUUGGUGACGCAGAGAUCAACAGUGAGCUAAGAAAACAGUGCUGCGUAUAUUUUCCCCCUCUUAGUGUUCUUUUUAAUAAGUGCCUUUUGGGAAUAAGUGUGCAAAUAAUUUUACCCUAACGCAGAAUUUUGUACGUGGUGUUAUCCAGUCUACCUUCCCUUUGUAAGAUAUAUGUUCCUUUUUGCCUGGUUAUCUGGUUCCACAUGUGGCGAGAUAAACGAGCUAGAAGGCGAAAUGUGUUGGGUCUAGUUUAAGUACCAAUUUCUAUGCAGUUAAUUUAAUCAAAGCAUCAAUAAACAAACUUAAAUAUAAACCCAAAUCUAUCUCCAGCCUUUACGUUCUUCUCCCACCCUUAUUGCUGCAUUACAUUGUUAUUUAUUAAAUUGUUAAACUUAACCGCCCCCCCCCGCCCUGUUCUUGGGAGGACGUCCCAUAUAGCUGUUGCUUCCACUGAGUUGCUGCCUGUUUUCUAACAAGACGGAGAACAGAAAUUAGUGGCCAUGCAGGGCUAUUCAGGGAAACUUGACAGGCAUGGCACAUAAGCAAUUGGUUUCUGGUAUUGCUACACCCUUCAAUUGCUUGUGAAAGGCCACAGUACAAAGUUGUAUAUGAUAGGAAUCGACUCAUGCUGCAGAUCAGAUGUGAUGAAGUUUUGGCUCCUUUGUAAGUUGUAAACCUCACAAAGAUCCAAGCCAUGCUGCCAGGACCAUUACAGCCGCAUCUGUGACACAAUGGAUGAGUCCACCUGUCUAAGCUCAAUUCCUCAAUUAGAGUCUGGACCCAGAACCAUAACAGCACCUAAAUCAUAGAGUUGGGUGGUACUAAAAUGCCAAUCUAAUUUAACUUCCUGCCUAAAGUAGGCUCCGUGUCCCCCUUUUCUGCUGAAUAACAUAAGAAGGUACUGCGUGUUAUAUGUGACCAGCAUAAAUGGAACUGUUAUUAAAUGAAUCCUGAGGUAUGAUUUCCGAUACCUCUAGAAUUCAACAUAACGGUAAAUAUUCCUUUGAACAACGAAACAAGUGUCUUCAUAUAACAUAAUCAUGAUCAGGCUGGUGAAUUUAAUGUUUCCAUGAUUAAGGUGU